AGGAACUUUUUAAGCUCCUCUUGGUUGUUGGAUUCUCAUUCAGUGUCUGUCAAGAUGGGAGCUGAUUCAUUUGUGGCUCUUUUAGUGCUGGUGCUUUGCCUUAGCAAAGCUUUGAGCUUACCAGUAGCAAGGGAAAACCAGAGCGCUGUUCCAGAACGUCUGGGAAGAAAAGAUGGCUUUGUCCUUCAGAGAGGCCUUGAUCUUUUACAGUCGCUGGAUUCCAGGUUGAAGAAACAAAUUAAAGAAGAACUGGAAUUCAACGAGGUGGAAGCAGAGGCAUCACUUGGAAAAAGGCAAUUUGUAGAUCAGACUGAAGGCAACCUGCAGUUGGCUGCACUGUUCGACCCCGGCAACCAGACUGUGUCCGACGCCGCCAGCAACCAGACUGUGUCCGACGCCGCCAGCAACCAGACUGUGUCCGACGCCAUGAUAGAAACAAUUUUCAAGGAGCCAGAGGCUCAGAUAUGGAAACGGUGGACCCACAACUGCUAA
This is a messenger RNA of Oryzias latipes (Japanese medaka), 492 nucleotides long. RefSeq lists its product as uncharacterized. NCBI's taxonomy places the organism in Eukaryota, Metazoa, Chordata, Actinopteri, Beloniformes, Adrianichthyidae. The record is from RefSeq and is a predicted model, not a curated record.